Danaus plexippus (monarch butterfly) is the source of this 3798-nucleotide messenger RNA. RefSeq names its product E3 ubiquitin-protein ligase siah-1-like. The transcript has 14 exons. Gene Ontology annotation, cellular component: cytoplasm. The record is from RefSeq and is a predicted model, not a curated record. Gene Ontology annotation, molecular function: ubiquitin conjugating enzyme binding; ubiquitin protein ligase activity. Bases 128 to 1819 code for a protein of 563 amino acids. NCBI's taxonomy places the organism in Eukaryota, Metazoa, Arthropoda, Insecta, Lepidoptera, Nymphalidae. Gene Ontology annotation, biological process: multicellular organism development; proteasome-mediated ubiquitin-dependent protein catabolic process.
CGCAAAAACAGACGUUUGCCGGCGGUAGGCAUCAAUUUACUUGGUGUAUUGACUGUAAUUUAUAUUCUUUGACUCUGUUUUAUAACACUUAAAUUAAAACAAAUUACAGUGUGCAGUGUAUUUUACUAUGAGUAACAGAAAAGAAAGCAUUAAAAAAUCACUAGGACUUACUGAAUAUCCCUGGAGUUCUGAUGAUGAAGAGACUCUACCUCCUUGUCAGAUUGCAACAAUUAGACCACCUGAAGUUAUUGAGCCUAGAAGUACAACAACACUUGGGACCAGUGGGGCUGGUGUAAUCCCUUCUUUUAUCCCUGUAAGAAGAAACCAGGCAAGGUUGGAGCGGGAAGUCUUUUGGUCUUUGCUAAACAAUCGUAGGACUAUGAUACCAACAGAAUCCUCAAGACCCAGCACAAGCAGCACAAGUACUUGUGAGAAUCCACGACCGACUGAGUCCAUUGACCUCAAUAGUCCAGUUUCCAACUUGCAACGAAUCUUUGCCAUCAAAAGACUAACGCGUACUCUUAAUCCAAAUCGUUGCCCCAGAGGCAACUACCUGAACGCAUCCACGAUAUCUCCUUUUUCACCAGGUGUAUUGUCUCCGAGGGUGACAGGUCGCUUGAGAAGGAGGAUCCGACCGCCCGCAGACAGGAACAGUGUACCAGCCGUUAUGGAUGAAGAAAAUCCUCCAAUACAGGACGAGGGAGACGAGUCACCUGAGAUUCCUUUGAUGCAAACCAUUCAAGAUAACAAUGACAAUUCGGGUGAACAAGAAAAUAGUCCUUCGAACACAACAGCUGUUGGUAUUCCUGAGGUCGAGGAGAUAGUGGAUAUAGACGCGGAGGCAGAAGCUAACUCGCAGGAGGGGACUGGUGAUGACAACCAAGAACAGGCCAGUGAUGACGAAGAACAAAAUGAUGCGAUAGAUUCGCCUCCUAUCGCCGUGCCGGACGAACAACAAGCGUCAAGAGUUGUAAAGAGGAAGAGAGACAAUGACGAAAUAGAGCCGACUACUGUCAAGGAAUUUAACCAGAACCUCCUCCGCCUGCUGGAGUGUCCAGUGUGCCUGGAGUGGAUGGAGCCGCCCAUGUGUCAAUGCCGGCGCGGGCACCUGGUGUGCGGGCGGUGCCGGGCACGUCUCGCCGCCUGCCCCGUCUGCAGGACCACCUUCUCAUCAGUCCGCAACCGGGCCAUGGAAGCUGUGACGGAACUGCUCCGCUACCCGUGUCGCUACGGCUGCGGUCGUGAGACUCGCCUCCGUCGCCGCGGGGUGCACGAGGCGAGCUGUGCCGCGCGCCGCUACCGCUGCCCCGCGCCGCCCUGCGCCGACCGCCCGCCGCUGGCGCUCACUGACCUACCGCAACACUUCCAAACCAAACACCUGUCGAUGCUGAAGGUGGGUCGCAAGCACAAGUUCUCUAUGAAGGUGAACACGGAACAGCAUGACCACUGGCUGGUGAUGGCGGUGAGGGAACUGUUCCACCUGAGGGUUGACGUGGACAUACGCACCUGGGGAGUGGACGUUUAUGUUGCCUAUAUUGGGCCCAAGUGCAAUGCUGCCAAAUAUACGUAUGAGGUUACCGUGCUAGGUCAACACAACGAUAGAAAGUUAGUGUACACACGGGCGACUCACAGCGACCUGGAGAGCUCGUCGCUGAACGUGAGUCGUCAGGACUGCUUCCAUUUGACUCUGGAUCAGGCUUUGAACUUCCUCCGUUUCAAGAACCGUCACUGCGAACCGGACAAGUUCUUAGACUUCGUGGUCGAAAUCAACAAAAGCGAGGCCGCCGUGGAAAAUGUUCGGGUGGAAUCGGAUUCCUGAUCGGAGUGUAUCGUGUACGUGAGCGAAGGCCGCGUCGUACGCUACGAGACCUAUGGCAUACCCUCAGGACCCACUGGGCAGUGAGGAGUCGGUCGUGCUGCUGAGGAACGGUGGAGAUAUUGACUUUGAUGGACAACUGUAGUGAUUAUUGUUAAGUGCUUGUAGCCGUGAAGUAUCCUGAAGUGAAAAGAAUUGAGAGAGAAAUAUGUACGUAUGAGAAAGCGCGUAGUGUGUUACCAGAGAUUAAUCUGGGUUGAAUUUAAAUCUCGUAAAAGAGCUACGUUCAUUUCUACGUUCGUUACUAGCUACGUUCAACGUUCAUAUAUUAAUUCAAAUUAUUUGUCAGUAUGGUCGCGAGCUUAGUGUUCCAAUAAAAUAUUCGCCGUAGUAUAAUUUGUUUGCGUAUUCAUCGUAUGUAGGAACUGGGAACGUCACGAUCAUGUUAUUUUAAAGGUUGUGUCUAGGAAUUCAUAUAAGAGUCUGAAAAUGAUGGAAAAACAUAAGUCUAGGAACUUAAUGGAACUUAGUAUCGUAAGUGAGAACCACUGAUAUAAUAGUUAUUAUCUUUAUAUCACCCAAAGAAGAAAUACAAUAAGGAAAUAGAUAUAAGGUGUAUACUUUUCUGGUAUUUAAGUGCAUAGUCUUUAUUUAUAUUAAUUCAUAACCUCAAUAUUUUUGUUCCAAAUAUUAAUUAUGUACAUAUUAAAAAAUUGUAUGUUUAUUUAAAUUAUCUUUUACCUUAUGUUUUCAGUUUUCAAAUAUUUUUACCAACGGAUUCAGUUUAUAUUAAAUACUUACUUCGUUAUAGUUUUACGUCAUCUAAAAUUGUGAGAAAAUUUAUUAUACCCGUAGUUAUAUUGAAAUACAUUAAUAAAAUAUAACAUUUUAGCUUUUAAUGAUUCUAUAUAAUAAAUCACAAAUCACAUGUUGUAUUAAAAACAUGUGAUCACAAUGAUAAACACUAAAAUUAACAAACUUAACUACUUUAUAAUAUAUAAGUAAUUUAGUUUGAUGUUAAUUCCAGUGUAGAGAAUUUGAGUCCUGUCUGAUAUGAAUGUUAUAGUGACAGAACCUUCACUCAUAUAAGUGUGCCGCAACUCUACCUUGUAAUUAUGCUUAACUCGUUUAAUAUUAUAAGCAAAAUCAAAUGUGCUCUUCAACUCUCAAAGAGAUACAUUAGCUGUCUACAAUGUGGUUUACAGUGAAACAUACAAAAUACAUAUACUCACAGAAUAAUUUUAUUUAUAAUGGUAGAUUUAAGUGCAUUUUUCUCAUAUAUAAUGUCAUAUAAACAUUCAUGCAUCUUAUAUAUCUACAUCAUAUAUCCCAUACACGUAGCGAGUUGUGUGUAGUUAUAUAUAGGUACCGUAUAAUUAUGAAUUGUUAUUGUCUAAUGUGGCUAUAUUUUUGGCAUUAUAAGACUGAUGGCACACAAUUUUUUAAAAUACAUAUUUUAUAUAUAUCUUUGUAUGGUCUUAUAAAUAUUGGUAUGUGAAAUGCUAUAUUAUACUGAUAUUUAGGGAGUUUCUUAUAUGAAACAUGAUGAGUGAUUAGAUGGGCUCAUCAGGUUUAUUGACAAAUCAGAUUUGGUUGAAGUUGAGAAUCAAAAAAAGCAUGGUGAAUUGGAGAACGUAAUUAGUGUUGUAAUCAAUAGUUUAACGCAUUAGAUGGACUUGUAUCUCAUAUUAAUGUUUGGUAUCGAUUCAUUUAUAGACAUUGUAGUCAUAUAUGUACGUGUAGUGUUUGUAAUCCUUUUAUAUGUCAUAUGUAACCUAUAAUGUAGUGGACUUAGAUUUAAUAUUCAAAAUUUUCUGUCCAACUGUUUUAUAUGUUGCUUAAAAUAUUUUGAUGUCUGUGAUGUUUUGUUUAGCUAUAUAUGCACUUGCGACUUUUACCGGCCGUUAUAUUUGUUUUUGUUUAAGUUUUCUGUUAGUCUAAGCUUUCAAUUUUGUAUCAAUUAAAGAGGUAUUAAUUUAAAA